Molecule: messenger RNA, 1402 nt
Organism: Danaus plexippus (monarch butterfly)
Lineage: Eukaryota; Metazoa; Arthropoda; Insecta; Lepidoptera; Nymphalidae
Gene: Ldsdh1
Product: short-chain dehydrogenase/reductase family 16C member 6
Exons: 7
Coding region: 142-1059 (305 amino acids)
Cellular component (GO): lipid droplet
Molecular function (GO): oxidoreductase activity, acting on the CH-OH group of donors, NAD or NADP as acceptor
Source: RefSeq, a predicted model, not a curated record
UAAUGGAAACAAUCAUAAAUAUAAUACGGAAAAAGCCGCGUGCUGGACGAGUGAAUAAACAAAAAGUUAUCAGUUAUCAAACACAUUAUUCGAUGGAUUUUCUCGAGGCUUGUGGCGAAGAACACACGUUCAGAGCGACACAUGGAUUUUCAAGGAGCUCUACAAGUCGUGUUCGACUUACUAUGGACUUUGAUAAAGGUCAACUAUUUGACGGUGGUCGGCAUGUGGCGAACCAUAAUGCCACCAGAUCCAAAGGAUGUACGGGAAGAAGUCGUUCUCAUCACGGGUACCGGUCAUGGCAUCGGUCGUGAGAUGGCGCUGCGGUUCGCAAGACUCGGAGCUACCCUGGUGUGUGUCGACAUCAACGCCUCCACCAACGAGGAAACCGUCAGGAUCAUCAAACAGGAGAAGAAUAAGGCAUUCAGUUAUCAGUGUGACGUCACCGAUCGCGCUGCUGUGAUGCAAAUGGCUGAAAAAAUCCGUCAUGAAGUUGGCGAGGUGUCGAUCCUCGUGAACAACGCUGGGAUCAUGCCUUGCAAGCCGCUCCUUAACCAGACGGAGAAAGAAAUAAGACUGAUGAACGACAUCAACGUCAACGCUAACCUAUGGAUGAUCCAAGCUUUUCUUCCAUCAAUGAUGGAGAGGAACCACGGUCAUAUAGUGGCGAUGUCCUCUAUGGCGGGGCUGAUGGGACUUCGCAACCUGGUUCCGUACUGUGGGUCAAAGUACGCCGUCAGAGGCAUCAUGGAGGCAUUGGCGAUUGAACUCAAAGAGGAUCCAAGAGAGUUUAGCGGGAUUAAAUUCACAACGAUAUGUCCAUACAUGGUUGACACUGGGUUAUGCAAGAAACCCCGCAUCCGGUUCCCUAGUCUGAUGAAGGUGGUGUCUGCUAGUGAGACCGCUGACUUGAUCGUUGACGCUGUAAGGAGAGACAUCUUGGAGAUCACCGUCCCACAGGAACUACACUUCAUGAACAGAUACAUUUAUCGUUUCCUACCGUUCCCCGCUGCCGUCGCUUGGAACGAGUUCUUCAACACGGGCGUCGACUCCCACGAAUGAUGCAGCAUUUAAUUGAACCUAAAUGUAUUUUAACCGUUUGUGAGAUAAAAUAUCUUAUAACACAAUAAAUCUGACAAGAUGGAAUUAAAUUCAGAUAUUUAAAAAGAAAUAUAUAUAUAUAUAAAAAUCAUUUGAAAAUUGCAAAAAAAAGUAAAUUAGGUAUAACAUUUUUUAAUUUUUGUUUGGAGUAUGUUUUCAAAUAAAACGGCAUAUUUAUUACAUAUUAGCAUUGUUAAGGUGUGUGUUUUUUUGUAUGUAAAUAAAACAAUUUUUCUGUUUAUUUAUAUAAUAAUGUUAUUAUUUCUUUAAAUACAAUAAAAUAACUAAUAAAGAUAUACAUAUA